GUUAAGAGGGGAUUGUAACUUACUACACCAAGGGUUGCCAACCAUGGUGGUUUACACUGGCACUGCAGACUCUCCCCUCCCCCUUUUAAAGCAAAUCUCUAGCUCUCCUAGAGAGAAAGUUAUGGGGCAAAAGGCACAGGCAUCUCCCAAGUGCUUUCUGUGGAAUGAGAGUGGCGUUGGGACCACCUUGCAAAAAAAACACCAUAAUGACAGACAGCCUAAAAGUAAAAUAAUCGUCAUAGUAACAGCGCUUGUCUCCAAUGUGCUCCUCGUGGGGUUCCCAUCAGGGUAUUCGGCUCUUCACUUUGGGCAGGAACUAUGUGGACCAUGAAAAGACCCAGCAGGAAUCUUUAUUUAUCUUCUUUUCAGGACACCACAGAUCCAGUUUGAACGUCCAGCGAGCGAACCCCAUGCCAUUGCUUCCAGGGGCGCACAAGCAAAUUUCACCUCACCCAUCCUGUUGCAGCCUGGCUCAGGUAAGAAGAGUCAUGUUUUCCAUAAAGCGGACUAGCUUUCAACUCCUGGGCUUAAAUAUAUUAGCUAUGUUGUUUCUCUCCUGCAGAAAGCUCUCCCCUCCCCCCGCCCUAACCCUAGGAAAAAGCCAGCGUGGAAAUGGCCGGUGGAUUUUGCCACAGGGCGCAUGACGCGUCCGAGGAGAGUUUGCCUGUACUUGUCCCACAUUCUGCAGCAUAAUCAGCCGGCUGGCCUUGCAAAGGUGAAAGCCAUCUCCGAAGCAGCUGCCUUGACUUCCACGAAAUCUACCCUGAGGGGGAGAGUUUUGCGCUGGUUUUGGAAGUCAGGUGAAGAAUUAGAAUGCAGGCAAAGGAAUGAUCGGUUGUGUCUAGGAGAGUCAGCAGAAAACAAAAAACUCCUGAUCCGAAAAGCCAGACAGGAAGAGGAAAGGGCGCAGCCGGAGGCUGCACUGUGCCAACUUGUCACAUUCAGGAGAUCAGGAUGACAGGGCACAAAAUCUGACUCUUAAAACUCAAGAAGAUGUAAAACCAUCUCCGAUGAAUCGGGUUGGGGUCCUAUUUAGCUCAGCAGAGGUGGCUGACAGGGCAUAGUGCUGAUUGGCCCCUGCAACCGCCGCAAAGGAGUUUUGCAACUUAAUUUUAAAUUUAUUUAUUGUCGUUUUUUUUAAGAAAGCAAAGAGGAGAUAUUUAAAUAAAUAAAAAAUACAUCAUGAACAGGACAUGAGGACAUAGGAAGAAGAGUCCAUCGGGCCCAGCAUCUUCUCAGAGUGGCCAACCGGGUAUUUCCAGGAAAUUCGGGGAAUGAAAGCAAUAAGAGCCCUCCCUGCUGUCCUCCCCCCGACCUCCGGGCAGCCAAUAUUCAGAGGAAGGUUAAACUGUAGACGUAGCUUUCAUAUCUCUGCUAUAUUCGAAAGGGAUCGAAAUUCUGUGCUUGAGAAAAGUUGAAUGAUAUGGCCUCCGUUGUUAAUUCUGUAGCUUAAGAAAAAUUACAGGGGUUCUCUUGUUUUGCAUAUUUUCUUGGUAAUUUAAGCUGCUUUGCAUACUUUGGUUUCUGUUUCUGCUAAUCAUGCUAAUCCGUUAAUCACGGGGAUAGCGAAGGAGCGUCGCAGGCCACUGCAGUGAAGUGGCUGACAGAUAGAUGAGGCAUCAUCCACUAGGAAGUUCCCUCAUGGAAGCAUCCUAUUCAUUUCAAUAAACCUUUUUAUUAUUGUUGUUCUUUUUAAUAUCAUAGCUUUCCGUUGAUUACAUCCCAUAUUUAGUCACUGAGAUGGUGGCAGGGAUGUUGUUUGCAUUUUGUGCCCCGGACGUUGAAAUAAAAUGGUCCAGUCUUGGUUUGAAGAAGGAGGAUUCGGAGUGGGUUACUUCUGAGGAAGAAUUUGAGCAGCCAUAUUGAAGAGCGAAUGUAAUGCUGUGGUUAACAUUGAAGCAUUGGGAAGCUCGUUUCCCCCCUCAUCCCUGUCAUAAAACUCACUUGGUGGCCAGAAAUGGAGACUACCAAAUGUUGCUUGACUCCUUUCAGCCACAGCAGGGAUGAUGGAAAUUGUGGCUCAGAGGAAAUAGCUGUGUUGGUUAGAGCAUGGUGCUGAAAAUGCCACGGUUGCAGGUUUGAUCCCCGUAUGGGGCAGCUGCGUAUUCCUGUAUUGCAGGGGGUCAAACCAGAUGAUCCUCAGGGUCCCUCCCAAUUCGACAACUCUAUGAUUCUAGGAUGCAGGUUCCCUAUCCCUGCCUCAGACAAACCGUUUUGCCUCAGACUGGGUUAAACCACAGAGCCUAGGACUUGCCAAUCAGAAGGUCGGCGGUUCGAAUCCCUGCCACUGGGUGAGCUCCCGUUGCUCGGUCCCAGCUCCUGCCAACCUAGCAGUUUGAAAGCACGUCAAAGUGCAAGUAGAUAAAUAGGUACCGCUCCGUCAGGAAGGUAAACGGCGUUUCCGUAUGCUGCUCUGGUUCGCCAGAAGCGGCUCAGUCAUGCUGGCCACACGACCCGGAAGCUGUACACUGGCUCCCUUGGCCAGUAAAGCGAGAUGAGCGCCGCAACCCCAGAGUCGGCCACGACUGGACCUAAUGGUCAGGGGUCCCUUUGCCUUUUUACCUGUAAUAAAUACGAGGGCAACAUUACUGAGGUGCCGUUCAGUGUUGUAAGAGUUGCAAGAUAAGGAACGUGUAGUGCUCCGAAAACUAAAGAAUUGUAUAUACACACAAACCUCGGUUGUCAAACGGCUCUGUUUUUGAAUGUUUCAGCUCCCAAAUGCCGAAAACCUGGAAGUAAAUGGUCUGGUUUUCUAACGUUUUCCAGAAGCCGGAUGUCCGACGCGGCUUCCGCUUGAGUGCAAGGAUUACGUUCGACAACUGAGGUUUGACUAUAUAAAAGGUAGUGACUCUGUGCCCUUCCAGAUAUCGCUCAGCUACAGCUCCCGUCUUCCCUGACUGGGCUGAUGGGGGUUGGAAUUCAAUAUCUGGAAGGCCACACAGAAAACCUUUUAACUGUAGCAUCCCUUUUCGGGGACAACCUCCCGCUAAAUAUCCAUGAGGCACCUUCACUGAUUUGGGUGCCAGCUUCAUUUCUCCCCCACCCGCUUGCAGUGAAAGGGCUUUGUCCUUUAAGGAAUUUGGCUCAGUUUUAAUGACGCUUAAUGAUUUUGUGUCUUCACUUUUGCUUUUAUUCGUUGAAUUGUUUGAUUAUACAUCUGGCUAAACGCACAGGUACACAGGUACAAAAGUGGCUUCUUAAUGUCAUAAAUAGAUGGUGCCUGUGAGAAGGGGUUUGAGUGAAGGAUGGGAAGAGGUAUAAUUCAAAAGCCACCCAAUGGGCUCAGUAAAAUCCACAGCAUGACAUACCGUAUUUUUCGCUCCAUAAGACACACUUUUUUCCUCCUAAAAAGUAAGGGGAAAUGUGAGUGCUUCUUAUGGAGCGAACGGCGCUGCGCAGAGAGGUAGAUCUGCGUAGCGCCCCUUCAGCGAAGCGGGAGGAGAACAGAGCCCCUUCUGUUCCUCCUCCCGCUUCGCUGAAGGGGCGCUGCGCAGCUCUCCCUCUCUGCGCAGCGCCUGUCCUGCGAAGCCAGAGGAGGAACAGAAGGGACUCCUUCUGUUCCUUCUCCAGCUUCACUGAAGGGGUGCUGCACAGUUUUCCCUCUCAGAGAGGGAGAACUGCACAGCGCCCCUUCAGCGACGCACCUGUCCAGGCUUCUGCCUUAGCCGUGCGCAGCCUCUUCGGGCAGGGGGAGCCUUCAUCCCGCUGCCCUGAAGAGGCUUGGCGCUGUUAUCCCAGAAGCCAGAACAGCCACACCGUAUCCCAGAAGCCAGAUUCCUCUUGCUGUUCUGGCUUCUGGGAUUCAGAAUAAUUUUUUUGUUGUUUUCCUCCUUCCAAAACUAGGUGCGCCUUAUGGUCUGGUGCAUCUUUUGGAGCGAAAAAUAUGUUAAUUAUGAAGGGGACGAAAUGGGUUUUGUCUCCCCACUUUCUGCUGUUGCUACUACCACCAUUCCUACUUAGUUCUUGCAGAAAGGUAAAUAGGAGAUCUGGGGAAGAAGAUUUGGGGAGCUGGUGGGGAGUGUUCACUUCCUGAGAGCUUAGAUGGUGAUGAUGAAAAUUUAUAUACCGCCAUUUGUCCAAAGAUCUCAGGGCGGUUCACAAGAUAAAAAUACAGGACAAAAGCACAACAUAAAUACAGUGGUAUCUUGGUUCUCAAAUGCAUUGGUACUCAAACUCCUUGGUUCUCAAACGCCGAAAACCUGGAAGUAAGUGUUCUGGUUUUCAAACAUUUUGGAAGUCAAAAGUACUUCUGGAACAGAUUAAGUUUGGCGAUUUUGUUUUUUCUAUUUAUUUUGCAUUUUUGUUUUUGAGGUUUUUCCGCUUAAUUUGUUUUUGUGACUGCGUGGAACCCAGUUCAUCUACUGAUUGAUUGAUUGAUUGAUUGAUUGAUUGUGUGAUUCCAGAAAUGGAAAAAAGCCCCCCCAACCAAACAAUGACUAUCAUCAGUGCAGGUAAGAAAGAAGGAAAAAAGUUUUAAUUUUUAUCAUCUACAAUACUGUCUUAUUUAUUUUAUAGUACGGUACAUUGAUUAUUGGGACACGGGUGGCUCUGUGGGUUAAAGCACAGAGCCUAGGACUUGCCGAUCAGAAGGCUGGCGGUUUGAAUCCCCGCAACGGGCUGAGCUCCCAUUGCUCGGUCCCUGCUCCUGCUCACCUAGCAGUUCGAAAGCACGUCAAAGUGCAAGUAGAUAAAUAGAUACCGCUCCGGCGGGAAGGUAAACGGCGUUUCCGUGCGCUGCUCUGGUUCGCCAGAAGUGGCUUAGUCAUGCUGGCCACAUGACCCGGAAGCUGUACGCCGGCUCCCUCGGCCAGUAAAGCGAGAUGAGUGCCGCAACCCCAGAGUCAGUCACGACUGGACUUAAUGGUCAGAGACAUGUUUUGUUGCAGCUGGGGCAGGUGAAGGCGUCCGGUUGUGCUGAUGGAGAUGCGCCAUGGCGUUUCUUCUCUCUGCGCUCCUCCCAGCAGUCAUGACUAAGGUGGCUUAUAUAACCAACGUAGUCCUGGCUUGUACGGCUAAUACCUGGAGGGUGACAAAUGCCCCGUCAUGUCUGUUUCCUGCAGUGGCUGGGUGUGCUGGGAGUUCCAAUGAGACAUAGGCCGUGUGGGAUUGAGUCUGGGCAACGUAAUAGGAUGGUUGCUUACCAGACAUGUAAAUUUGUAGAGGCAACAGUCAAUCUCUCUUUGCAGGGAACUUGUUGCUCUGUGAAGGAAAUCUUCUUCUUUGGCGAUCACUCGUAGCCUAGUAAGAUUGUCUUCCAUAAACACGGUUUUAACAGUGAGUCCGUAAGUGACUGUGGAGGCUAAUUCUGGAUCCACACGUCCUUCCACAGUGGGGACAUAGGUUUCUGGGCGGGAGUUAAUCACGGUGAGGGUUUGCCAAGCAUGCCUUCCUCUCCCUUUCAUCCUGAGUUUGAGCGUCUUCAAAGCCUUCGGUAAAGGCUGAUCUCCAAUUGCAGCGCUUGCAGGCCCGUGUUUCCCAGUAGUCGGUGUUUAUACUCCAUUUUUAAAGAUUUGCCUUGAGAGAGUCUUUAAGCCUCUUUUGUUGACCACCAGCAUUACGCUUUCCAUUUUUAAGUUCAGAAUAGAGUACUUGCUUUGGAAGACGAUCAUCAGGCAUCCGCACAACAUGACCAGUCCAACGAAGUUGAUGUUGAAGAAUCAUUGCUUCGACACUGGUGAUAUUUGCUUCUUCCAGUACACUGGCAUUAAUUCACUUGUCUUCCCAAGUGAUGUGUAAAUUCUUAGAGGCAACAGUCAAUCCCUGUUUGCAGGGAACGUGUUGCUCUGUGAAAGAAAUAGGGGACACGGGUGGCACUGUGGGUUAAACCACAGAGCCUAGGACUUGCCGAUCAGAAGGUCGGUGUUCAAAUCCGCACGACGGGGUUGCUCUGUCAAAGUGCAAGUGAAAGCACGUCAAAGUGCAAGUAGAUAAAUAGGUACAGCUCCGGCGGGAUGGUAAGAGGCGUUUCUGUGCGCUGCUCUGGUUCGCCAGAAGCAGCUUAGUCAUGCUGGCCACAUGACCCUGAAGCUUUACGCCGGCUCCCUCAGCCAAUAAAGUGAGAUGAGCACCGCAACCCCAGAGUCGACCACGACUGGACCUAAUGGUCAGGGGCCCCUUUACCUUUAACAACUCCCAGCACCAUUAACAAAUGACAUUUCCCAGGAUUCUUUGAGGGAAGCCAUGACUGUUUAAAGCAGGAUGAUACUGCUUUAAAUGUGUAGUGCAGAUGGGACUUGUGACAGGGAUUCAAACCUCUGUAGGCAUAUACCACGAUGUUGACCUCUUACAGUCGCUCAUGGAGAGCACAAUGGUAGGACUAGCUGGUUUUGGAUUUGAUAUCCCGCUUUAUCACUCCCCUUCAGGAGUCUCAAAGCGGCUAACAUUCUCCUUUCCCUUCCUCCCCCACAACUAACACUCUGUGAGGUGAGUGGGGCUGAGAGACCUCAGAGAAGUGUUACUAGCCCAAGGUCACCCAGCAGCUGCAUGUGGAGGAGCGGGGAAUCGAACCUGGUUCACCAGAUUAUGAGUCCACCGCUCUUAACCACUACGCCACACUGGUUGUGAUUGAUGGAAAGAUGUCAUGGGAGUGCAGUGAGUGGACUGGCUCUUUCUGUGCUGUUCCUCGUGGGGGUGGUGUCCAGUUCUUUCAGGCUGCCCCCAAAGUGUUUCUGUCAUAGAUCAGGAUGUACUGGCAGAUCUCUGAGUGGUCUGCAGUUGAUCAGCUAAUGACUUUCCCCACUUACGUUAGGCUACUGAAGAAGACUAACUAGAAACGGGCUUUUGCAUGAAAGCUCAGUUCUGUUUCGCUGCUGAGGACAAAAUUCCUAAGAUCCGAAUAUGCUCAGAGGCACCCUGUUCUUUCAUUCUAAAUGUAGGUCUUUUGCACCUGGCUCCGUUUACUAGAUCUUUAGAAUUCCAGUAAGAAAACAAAGUAGAUCUAAGAUAAGCCUGCUCUAGAUCUAGGUACACAAUCCACUGGGGUGUUGUUUUGUUCCAAGUAUCCAACCCAGCAGAAAUGAACAGGAGCUGCACAAACAGCACUGCAAUUAAUUCUGUGCCAAGGCGAUUCUAUAACUUGAACAAGUUUAUGCAAAUUAAACAGAUGUAGAUAUGGCUGCUUGUUUUGUAUAAUUGAUUCUGCCUCUGUUAGUCAUGCGGAGAGGAGGAACUGAACUAAGCCCAUUUCACACUGACUGCUGAAAUCCUGCUUAGUUCCCCAAUCUUUCCAAACGGCUUCGCUUACCUGAGGACUAGAAACUAGCUUUUCUAAAAGGGAGGGCAGGGAGUACAUAAACUGAGAUUGUCCGCAUGCUGAAUUCUGUGCUCCAUUAUUUUCCUCAGAUAUAGCAGUGGGGAACACACAAAAAAGAGUUAAAAUGUAUUGUGUGUUAGGAAGCAUAAUAUUCUUGUAAAAUUGCCUUGAUUUUUUGUGUGUGUGCUGCGAUAAUAGACCAGCUUUCACCAACCUAGUAUCUAGCUGAGCUAUCCAAGGCUGAUGGGAGUUGUUGUUCAAAACAUCUGGAGGGCCACAGCUUGGUGAAGAAGGACAUAGACUUUUCUUCUGUUUGUCAACUUCUAGAAAUUCUGCAUUUCCACCAGCAGGGAAUGGGGUCUUGGGGUCCUCAGAUAGUAUAAUAUGCCACACCACUUCGGAGUGCAGAUGAGGGCAAAUCUCAUUUUUUAAUGCUCCCCUAUGACAAAUGGAGGGAUGCAGGUGGCGCUGUGGGUUAAAGCACAGAGCCUAGGACUUGGCAAUCAGAAGGUCGGCGGUUCGAAUCUCCGAGAUGGGGUGAGCUCCCGUUGCUCGGUCCCUGCUCUGCCAACCUAGCAGUUCAAAAGCACGUCAAGUGCAAGUAGAUAAAUAGGUACCGCUCUGGCGGGAAGGUAAACGGCAUUUCCGUGCACUGCUCUGGUUCGCCAGAAGUGGCUUAGUCAUGCUGGCCACAUGACCCGGAAGCUGUACUCCGGCUCCCUCGGCCAAUAAAGCGAGAUGAGCGCCGCAACCCCAGAGUCGAUCACCACUGGACCUAAUGGUCAGGGGUCCCUUUACCUUUACCUAUGGCAAAUGGACAAACAACAAUAUAAAUAACAGCAGGGUAUUGUGGCACUUUAAAUACUAACAAUUUUAUUACUGCAUUCAUGAACCACAGUCCACAUCAUCAGAUGCACCAUGAAGUGUAGUCUGCAAAGGGUUAUGCCAUAAUACAUUCAUUAGCCCUUCAAGGAUCUUGAAACCCACCCAGAAGUCACUCUAAUGUAGUCAAAGUGUCCAUGCCUGCAAGAUUUUUGCUGUGUCCGUAUGCCGUUAUUCUCACCAAAAUGUCAGCCUGUAUAUUUUCUCCAGCAUUUAAUCUGGAUUUACCAUUUCUGGUGCGGGGGCUUUAUACUCUGCAGAUUUUCAGCUGAAACAGUAAAUCCCAGGGAAAGUAACAUGGGAUGGUAUUUGGGUGAGGCUGACAGAUUGUAGACACUUCAAAACAUGUACCCAUGGGUCCACAAGAAAAUUCCCCGGGAGGAAAUGGUCUUUGUUGUUUUCAUUGCAAGAGAAAACCCUUCUGGUGACUGGGGGUGGCUGCCAAGACCAUAUAACACCGGUCCUGAAAGACCUACAUUGGUUCCCAGUGCAUUUCCAAGCACAAUUCAAAGUGUUGGUGCUGACCUUUAAAGCCCUAAAUGGCCUCGGCCCAGUAUAUCUGAAGGAGCCUCUCCACCCCCAUCCUUCUGCCCAGACACUAAGGUCCAGCUCCAAGGGCCUUCUGGCAGUUCCCUCACUGCGAGAAGUGAGGUUACAGGGAACCAGGCAGAGGGCCUUCUUGGUGGUGGCACCCUCCCUGUGGAACACCCUCCCAUCAGAUGUCAAGGAAAUAAACAACUAUCUGACUUUUAGAAGACAUCUGAAGGCAGCCCUGUUUAGGGAAGUUUUUAAUGUUUGAAGUAUUAUUCUGUUUUUAGUGUUCUGUUGGGAGCCGCCCAGAGGGGCCGGGGAGGCCCAGCCAGAUGGGCGGGGUAUAAAUAAUGAAAUUAUUAUUAUGAAUUAUUACCUCCCUGGAUGUAAAUGCAGAUCUGACCUACAGUACAUUGCUGUCACACAAGUUCCAGUGCCUGGCCACUCCUCUGAGUACUUGCACCAGUUUUCAGUGAUGGGGGAAUUUCAGCACAAGAGGGCAGGUGGUUUCUCAAAUCGGAAGAGGAAGAAGAAGAAGAAGAAGAAGAAGAAGAAGAAGAAGAAGAAGAAGAAGAAGAAUUAGGAGAAGAAGAAGAAUUUGGAUUUGAUAUCCCGGUUUAUCACUACCCAAAGGAGUCUCAAAGCGGCUAACAUUCUCCUUUCCCUUCCUCCCCAACAAACACUCUGUGAGGUGAGUGGGGCUGAGAGACUUCAGAGAAGUGUGACUAGCCCAAGGUCACCCAGCAGCUGCAUGUGGAGGAGCGGGGACGCGAACGCGGUUCCCCAGAUUACGAGUCUAUUGCUCUUAACCACUACACCACACUGGCCCUCUUGUGCUGAAAUUCCCCCAUCACCAAAAGCUGGUGCAAGUGCUCAUCCACAUUUCCCAUUGUCCCACUAUUCCUUCAUUUCUCCUUAUAUUUCUAGGCACGACUCCGAAAGAGCCUUUCUCUGGUCUCCCCACUCUCCCCAGGAAACCUCGGUUUCCCACUGAAUCGGAACAAACUUCAACCUGCAGAAAACACUGUGGACGCUUGUUCCGGUUCAGCAGCAAACAGCAGGUUUUCCUGAGAAAGGCGGCGGCACAAAGGAAGAACCUCUCCUGGAAAUCACGGGACAAACAGGAGUGUGGAUGAGCCUCAGCUUCAUUUCAAGGGACAUAAAAGCAGCACAUAAAAGAAGAAUAAUCUGGUGCAGCUGCCAUGAGCAUUCCUUGAUGGAGCGGUGGCUCUGAACACUUCUGCAAGUAACUUUCUUCUUAUCUCCAAA
Podarcis lilfordi (Lilford's wall lizard) is the source of this 9934-nucleotide messenger RNA. The record is from the annotation of a GenBank genome assembly. NCBI's taxonomy places the organism in Eukaryota, Metazoa, Chordata, Lepidosauria, Squamata, Lacertidae.